Molecule: messenger RNA, 2010 nt
Organism: Ceratotherium simum simum (southern white rhinoceros)
Lineage: Eukaryota; Metazoa; Chordata; Mammalia; Perissodactyla; Rhinocerotidae
Source: RefSeq, a predicted model, not a curated record
GUUGUCACUCGGCCCAUGAGCGUGUCUGUCGUCCCUCUGGGCGUGUCCAGGCUGCUGGCCUCAGGCGCUGAGCCCCGUGCCCCACUCUGCCCUUCCCAGGCUCAGCGCUGGCGCAGUGAGAACUUUGAGAGGCCCGUGGACCUCGAGGGCUCCGGGGACGACGACCCCUUCCCGGAUGAUGAGCUGGACGACCUCUACUCGGGGUCGGGCUCGGGCUACUUCGAGCAGGAGUCGGGCCUUGAGACAGCCAUGCGGUUCAGCCCAGAUGUGGCCCUGGCAGUGUCCACCACACCCGCUGUGCUGCCCACCAUGGACAUCCAGCCUGUGGGCACCCCGUUUGAAGAGCUCCCUGCUGAGCGCCCCACCCCAGAGCCAGCCACCAGGCCCCCAGUGGUGACAGAGGUCCCAGAAGAGCCCAGCCAGAGAGCCACCACCAUCUCCACUCCCACGGCUACCACUGCUGCCACAACCACAGGGGCCCCGACGGUGGCCACGGUGCCCGCCACAGUGGCCACCGCUGCCUCUAGCAUCCCUGCGGCUCCCCCUUCCACAGCCACCACCUCUGUUGUAAGGACCACCGGCAUACGGAGGCUUCUGCCUCUUCCACUGACCACGGCAGCCACGGCCCGGGCCACCACCGCAGCGGCGCCCUCACCUCCCACCACGGUGGCUGUCCUGGACACGGAGGCCCCAACACCCAGGCUGGUCAGCACAGCUACCUCCAGACCAAGGGCCCUUCCCAGGCCAGCCACCACCCAGGAGCCUGACAUCCCUGAGAGGAGCACCCUGCCCCUGAGGACCACUGCCCCUGGACCCACGGAGGUGGCUCAGACGCCAACUCCAGAGUCCUUCCUGACCACCAUCCGGGAUGAGGCAGAGGUGCCGGUGAGCGGGGGGCCCAGCGGGGACUUUGAGCUGCCGGAGGAAGAGACCACGCAGCCAGACAGAGCCAACGAGGUGGUGGCCGUGGGCGGGGCUGCGGCCAAGCCGUCACCUCCACCUGGGACACUGCCCAAGGGUGCCCGCCCAGGUCCUGGCCUCCUGGACAAUGCCAUCGACUCGGGCAGCUCGGCGGCUCAGCUGCCACAGAAGAGCAUCCUGGAGCGGAAGGAGGUGCUCGUAGCUGUGAUUGUGGGUGGGGUGGUGGGCGCCCUCUUCGCCGCCUUCUUGGUCACGCUGCUCAUCUACCGCAUGAAGAAGAAGGACGAGGGCAGCUACACGCUGGAGGAGCCUAAGCAGGCAAGCGUCACGUACCAGAAGCCUGACAAGCAGGAGGAGUUCUACGCCUAGCGGAGCCACAGUGCCUCCCCGUAGCCUCAGCGCCACCCCUCCGCCCAGUCCCCAGUCCGGCCCCACCAGCUGUGGCCUGGGACUGGGCCUGGGAGGAAGCCUGGCCCCAGUUCAUCUCUGCCUGCCCACCCAAGGUCUGCCCAGACUGCCAGAUCUUCCCCAGGGGACAGGGGGCACUGCCAUCUGCCCCAGACUGUGCCCUUACGAGCUCAUCUCUUGUCCCCCACCAGCCUGGGGCUUCAGGACCUCAUGUCAGAUGGACAGGAGGAAGGAAGCUCCUGAUUGGCUGGUGGAAGAAGGGGUGGGGCUUGAGCCCCAACCUGGCCCCACAGGGCUGGCUGAGGUCUCCUUUUAGGGGCAGAGAGGCACUCAGGCUGGUUUCCAGGACAAGCAUUUGGCAAGCUCAGCCCUUGAAAUCAUCAAGACACCACAACCUUGCGCUCCUGUCCCAGGGCCCCUCUCUGCCUGGGUGGGAGGGUAUCCCUUGUCACCAGCCUGUUUUAUUCUGGCCUCUCUAGGGUUGUGGGGUCAUUCUCCCCUCACUGCUGCCCGAUACACAUGCACCCACAGGCUUCACCUCCUCCCCAGUCUGCCCCUGAGGAAUUGGCUUCCCGAGGGCGCCCUGGCAGCCACUGGUGAGGAGGAGCUGGGCUGCUUGGACCUCCCUCUCGAGAGUGGACUCUGCACAGACACUGUCUCCCACACGGUCACACAUGUUGU